GACAGGGUCGCAAGCAAAACCACACAUUUAAAACAGACUUGGUAAAAUCAGCCAAUUAUGAAAAGAAACGGACGAUUCCUUUUUCUCUUCUGGUUUAGCCUUCGCCCCGCAGCCUCCGCGAUUCUUUCGAACGGCGGUUCUAUCCCGUGACCUUUUCACUUUCCAAGUCAACGGACUGGGGGUCGUUACACACGCGGAGGGCCCGGAACGCACGGCUCCUCGCCUGCAAAUUCCGAGCAGUCCGGAUUUUGGGGCUGCCGCCCGGCCACACCACCGAGCAGCUCGCACCCACAUGGUGACCGGGCCCUGGCCCUCGCCCCCGACCGGCGCGUGGGUCUUCGAGGGCCCGCGACGCGGCGCACAUGUCGGUGCCCGCCUCCCGCGUCGGCGACAAGACAGGGAGCUCGGACACGGGGAGGCUGACCCGGAGCCUACCCAUGAGGCAGCGCGCCGGCUGCACGAGAGCCCCCCCUUUCCACGGCUCGGCUGCCAGCUCCGCAAUGGGAGCCGCCGCCGUCGCCGCAGUGUAGUUUUUCGUGCUCCUCCUUUUCCUCCUCCUCUUUCUCCUCCUCCUCAGGGCUCCAGUCAGGCCGAUCCGCUCCGCUCACGGAAGGAAAACAGAAAUAACUUGCUGCCUUGUCUGGAGUCAUAUGGUAAUUCAAAAAUGGCAGAACUGUUUAUGGAAUGUGAAGAAGAGGAGCUGGAACCAUGGCAGAAGAAAGUAAAAGAAGUUGAGGAUGAUGAUGAUGAUGAGCCAAUCUUUGUUGGAGAGAUAUCAAGUUCAAAACCAGCAAUUUCAAAUAUUUUGAACAGAGUUAACCCCAGCUCAUAUUCAAGGGGACUAAAGAAUGGUGCACUCAGUCGAGGUAUUACUGCUGCAUUCAAGCCUACAAGUCAACACUACACGAAUCCAACAUCAAAUCCAGUGCCUGCCUCACCAAUAAAUUUUCAUCCUGAGUCUAGAUCUUCAGAUAGUUCUGUUAUUGUUCAGCCUUUUUCUAAACCUGGUUAUAUAACAAACUCAUCACGAAUUGUGUCUAAUAAGUCAUCAGAGUUACUAUUUGACUUGACCCAGGAUACAGGAUUAUCACAUUACCAAGGGGGACCAACACUUUCUAUGGCAGGUAUGAAUGAAAGUUCAUUUUUAUCAAAACGUCCUUCUACUUCUGAAGUAAAUAAUGCUAAUCCAAAGAAGCCUAAGCCCAGUGAAAGUGUUUCUGGAGCAAAUUCCUCAACUGUAUUACCUUCAGUUAAAUCUCCUUCAGUGACGUCUUCCCAGGCUAUGCUAGCAAAAGGUGCAAAUACCUCAUCGAAUCAAUCUAAAAAUGGAACACCUUUUCCAAGAGCCUGUCCAAAGUGCAACAUUCAUUUCAAUCUUUUGGAUCCUUUGAAAAAUCACAUGAAGUAUUGUUGUCCAGACAUGAUAAAUAACUUUUUGGGACUGGCUAAAACAGAAUUUUCAAGUACGGUAAAUAAAAACACAACUAUUGAUUCAGAGAAAGGAAAAUUGAUCAUGUUAGUUAAUGACUUUUAUUAUGGAAAACAUGAAGGAGAUGUCCAGGAAGAACAGAAGACUCAUACAACCUUUAAAUGCUUCAGUUGCUUGAAAAUUCUAAAAAAUAAUAUUAGGUUUAUGAACCACAUGAAACACCAUUUGGAACUUGAGAAGCAGAGCAGUGAGAGCUGGGAAAACCAUACCACCUGCCAGCACUGCUACCGUCAGUUUCCCACACCAUUUCAGUUGCAGUGCCACAUUGAAAGUACACAUACCCCCCAUGAAUUUUCUACUAUUUGUAAAAUCUGUGAAUUGUCAUUUGAAACAGAACAUGUUCUUUUACAACACAUGAAGGACAAUCAUAAACCUGGUGAAAUGCCAUAUGUCUGCCAGGUUUGUAAUUAUAGAUCAUCAUCAUUUUGUGAUGUAGAAACUCAUUUUAGAACAUCCCAUGAAAACACGAAGAACUUGCUAUGCCCGUUUUGCCUCAAAGUUAUUAAAAUUGCAACACCAUAUAUGCAUCAUUAUAUGAAGCAUCAGAAAAAGGGAAUACAUCGUUGUACAAAAUGCAGGCUGCAGUUUUUGACAUGCAAGGAGAAAAUGGAUCAUAAGACUCAACACCAUCGAACAUUUAUAAAACCUAAACAACUAGAAGGGUUGCCUCCUGGAACAAAAGUUACUAUUCGAGCUUCAGUUGGACCUCUGCAAUCAGGAGCUUCACCUACACCUUCCAUUAGUGCAACUGCUUCUACCCUUCAGCUCUCACCUCCAAGGACUAAAAAUAUAACUGCUAAAAAUCCUGCAAAAUUUAAUACAAGUAAACCUAAUACAAUCAAAUCCAACGCAAGUAAACCUAAUACAAGUAAGCCUAAUGGAAGUAAAUCUAAAUACAAACCAAAAAUCUCUAAUAUGCAAAAGAAACAAAGCACAUUGGCUAGUAGCAAUAAAAAAAGUAAAGUCAAUACAGCAUUGAGGAAUUUAAGGUAUCGUCGGGGCAUUCACAAGUGCAUUGAGUGUUGUUCCGAAAUAAAAGAUUUUGCAAACCACUUUCCUACGUACGUCCACUGUAGUUUUUGCAGAUACAACACUAGCUGUAGCAAAGCCUAUGUAAAUCAUAUGAUGAGCUUUCAUAGUAACCGUCCAAGCAAAAGAUUUUGUAUUUUUAAGAAGCAUUCAGAAAAUCUCAGGGGCAUUACUCUAGUGUGCCUUAAUUGUGAUUUCCUAAGUGAUGUUUCUGGCUUAGAUAAUAUGGCUACACACUUAAGUCAACAUAAAACUCAUACUUGCCAAGUUGUAAUGCAGAAAGUUUCUGUUUGUAUCCCAACUUCUGAGCACCUUUCUGAAUGCAGAAGCAGCCCAGAGAUUUCAAAAAAUGUCCAGGGUAUACCUGGACAGUGUCCCCCUUCGAUGGACACAACUGAUGCCUGUUCUCUCUUUCCAAGGAAUGUGAAUAAUUUGACUGUGGGACCUGCUCUUAGGUUGUGGCCUCAAGAAAUCAGAUCUUGGGGUGACUCCCUUUCUACAUGGCUGGCCUCCCAUAAGGCUGAUGCUGUUUGGCCAGAGAUGGCUUUAAGGCCCGCCAAAUUGAGCAUACUUCCCACUGGGGGCUUUGGCUUAUGAUCUUAAGCUUAUGAGUCGAUUAUGACCAAGAAAAGCCCAUCAUAUCACUGCUUCAGCAUCCAAGUUGAAGUUUAGUCAUUUUGGCUGCUGCCUUUAAAUCUUUCUGUAGCAUGAAUGCAGUCCAAGGAAUAUAAAAACUCUAGUUGUUAGGAAACCAUGGCUACUUUCAUAUCCUUGGAACAACAGGUCUCCACAAUUAUGUUCCAAAAUUGCAGUUAUUUUUACUGACAUAUAAAAUCUAUUAACCAGUAUUUAUUCUGUAAUUUGUUUAACAGUACCAAUUCUUGCAUUUUGAUUUUUUAAAAAUUAAUUUAAUUUUAAUAGCUUGGUUUUAUGUUCUCAAAAUUUAUCAAUGUCUAUUUUAUGAUGUCUAUUUUUAUAUUACAUUAUUUAAAAUUUGUUUAGUGUUUGUUUUAAGAACUCCAAGAGAUUUCUUAGUAUUCUCUACAGAUUUUGUAUAGCUGCCUAUUUGUAGAUUUUAAAUUUGGCUGUUACUCAGCCCAUUAGACAUUAUUAGAUACUCUGUCCUAUUGGGAUUAUUAUUAAUAUUACCUUAAUUGUGAGUUCUUAGGUGUAAAGAAUUGGCAGUACUACUUGCAGACGUUAAGAGCCAGUUUUAAAGUUACAUAUUUGUGGGUCUAGGAUGUAAUAUCUACUUAGCCGUUAAUGUAGCUCCUUUGGGUAAAGAUAACAUGUUAAAAAACAUACUUAUGGUAACCAGUAAUGCAUGUAUUUCUUUCCUUUAUAUAUUUUAAAUUUGUCAUGUGUUUAUUUUAGUUACAUUGAAUAUAGAUCUGAACACUUUUGAUACUAUUAUUCUUUUAAUAAAAAUUAUAUUGUUUAAGUGCCUCAGGAAUUAUUUACUGAUGAAUAAAGGGUGUAGAUUUUAUCUUAUAAAUAGGAACAUUGCUCUAAUUGUUAUAUGGAAGCCUUGUUACUUGGCUGCAGACAGUGCUAUAUCUACUUAGUAUACCUUGCAUUUUUUUUCUUGCAGCACAAUAGAAAGGUUACUAUACUAAUUUCUUAAAUUUUAAAGACUAGUAAAGUGCCUUUUGUGAUCUUAAUAGCCAUAAGGAUAGGCAGGCCAGUUUAGAUGACCAGUUAAAGCCAGUUUAGAUGACCACUUAUUAUAUGAUGUGUUUCUUGCAAUUAUCAAAAGAGUUUAAUAGUUCUGAAUUUCCAAACUAAUUUAUAUUUUAAGUGAAAGGUUUUCCAAAAUCUCCACAAGUGGUUUGUUUUUUAGUAGUGGACUUAGUGAUAUACUAGUUUUUUUUUUUUUUCCUUAUUUUUCGCUAGGAAUUUUGGUUAUCUACUCUCUCUACCCAGUUUUUAAAAGUUUAUCCAGAAACAAUAACUUUUUCCAUUUUUAACAUUAGUUCAUUUACAGAUAUUCACCUUACCUUGGUCAUAGGUCGAAAAUAGGAUAAGCCACAUUCUUAAUAUAGUAAUUUAGGAGUACAGUCAAUCCUUCAUAUCCUUGGGUUUUAUGUUUACAUAUUUAGCCAACUAUGGAUUGAAAGUAUUUUGGGAAUACUUUCAAUACCAGGGAAUGACUGUACUGCUUUGUGGUCUUAUAUAAAAUUUUAUUUUUUAUAGUAUAUAUCAAGUUCAUUUUCUUAAAGUAUGAACUCUUCAAGUUCUGUCACCAGUAAAUUCAUUUUUUAAAAAAAUUGGUUCAAAUAAAUCACUUGGCAGUCAGUACAGAGUUUGCUUAUUGUAAGCAACUAGUUGAAUUUUCAGUUUGGUGCUAAUGAGUUUUAGCUUGAGUCUAAUCCCUCCUUACCAUCAUGUUAUUCUGGUUUAUUCAUCUGGUCAGAUAGCCAUUUCAUGCAUAUGUGCUUUUUGGUUACUGUUGAAUAAAAUAUGUGAUUGGUUCAGUU
This is a messenger RNA of Chlorocebus sabaeus (green monkey), 4995 nucleotides long. RefSeq names its product zinc finger protein 280D (gene ZNF280D). Gene Ontology annotation, biological process: regulation of DNA-templated transcription. The record is from RefSeq and is a predicted model, not a curated record. Gene Ontology annotation, molecular function: DNA-binding transcription factor activity, RNA polymerase II-specific; RNA polymerase II cis-regulatory region sequence-specific DNA binding. Lineage: Eukaryota; Metazoa; Chordata; Mammalia; Primates; Cercopithecidae.